This is a messenger RNA of Prunus armeniaca (apricot), 450 nucleotides long. NCBI's taxonomy places the organism in Eukaryota, Viridiplantae, Streptophyta, Magnoliopsida, Rosales, Rosaceae. The record is from the annotation of a GenBank genome assembly.
AUGGCGGGGAUGCUAGGGUUUACGAAGGACGACGGCCACGAAGUCAAAGACAACGGGGAAGAGGACGAAGACGAUAACCAGGCCCAGAACCGAGCCAAUUUCCAAGAAACUGGGCUUCCCCGUAAAGGCUUCAGCGUUCCGGUUCAAGUCGCCGUUGACCGGAAUCUUCCCGGCCCCGUUCUCGUUCCUUGUCGUUCCGGCGACGGUGGUGUCCAGGGUCUAAGAUGGCGUGCAAAGCGACUCAGGAUAGAUGAGGAUGGAGAUGUAGCAGACGAGUUUCUUGAUGAGGUUUUUCCACAGAUUUCAGUUAGUACAGAAAAUAAUAAGGCAUUGGCAAGGUUUGAAGUGAAAUACAGUACCAAGCCAGCUAAAGUGAGGACUCAGGUCUUAUCGCCGGACGGGAAAAUCCAACAGCGUGUGGAAUACCGGGGUAGAUCACAGUGGAUAUGA